Molecule: messenger RNA, 1052 nt
Organism: Schizosaccharomyces octosporus yFS286
Lineage: Eukaryota; Fungi; Ascomycota; Schizosaccharomycetes; Schizosaccharomycetales; Schizosaccharomycetaceae
Product: Arv1-like family protein
Exons: 3
Coding region: 47-847 (266 amino acids)
Biological process (GO): sphingolipid metabolic process; regulation of plasma membrane sterol distribution; intracellular sterol transport
Cellular component (GO): Golgi apparatus; cortical endoplasmic reticulum
Source: RefSeq, a predicted model, not a curated record
GAAAACAUGACUUGACUUGGUAUAACAUGGUAUCUUCCAUCUAGAGAUGAAAUGUGUUGAGUGUAACGCUACAGUUGAUUCUUUGUAUACAGACUAUGGACGGGGGACGAGCAACAUUCGGUUAGCACAAUGUAAAAAUUGCAAGCAAUUUGCUGAUAAAUACAUUGAAUUAGACUUUGUAUUAAUAAGUAUCGAUGUAAUUUUAAUGAAGCCUCAAGUGUAUCGCCAUUUACUGUUCAAUUCUUUGUCUGCUAGGAACUUUCGCAAUGUCAUAAACUUUUCCAUACUAAUUGUAUUGUUUGAUGUCUUUUUAAUUUGGUCACGGUUGGAAAAGCGUGCAGCCAUUUUCCCCAACACGACUACAGAAAACUCUUUCAUUUCGCUACCAAUUGUGCGACAAUAUCUUUAUUUAUUACUCCUCUGUUUGGUCGAGACGGCCACUUACCAAACCUCUAUCCUUACGCUCAUGUAUGGCCUCAUUGGAUGGAAGCACUGGACCUCGGCCUCUGGGUCCGUUAUUCUGUCUUCCAGCACAAAAAUGCUACCAGUGUUUAUGGUGAUUUGGGACUAUGAUAUUCCUGCAGCCGCCAUCAUUGUCGAAUGGGUCGUUCUCUUCAGUAACAUGGAAGCUCUUUCAAUUUUGACAGGCAAGGUUCGUUUUACCAAAAUUGGGAUGAUUGUUCUUCUUUCUAGCAUCCUUCGAUCCUUAGUUGUGUACUUUUUCCUUCACCAUACUGCAUUAAAGACCAUUCAACAGCCCGGUACUUGUGAAAGCUUCGUCAACUACAAACAGCUAUUGCUUCAGAGCUUUGAAAAAAUUACUUUGACUGCUCAGACAGCGAUUUAAUACAGCCACUGUUGGUCUUCACUAAUUCCAUCAUGGCGAAGUUGGUUAUUUUUGUAUAAUAAAGAUAGAGAAUGAAUGAAUUUGUCAGACUGUCGAAAAUCUUUUAUUUUUAUUUCUUCUUUCCAGAAUCUUACUUAACUCUAGUGUUUGUUUGUUCGUUAAGCAAUAAUAAAUGCACGUCUUAUCUAAGCGAAGUAAACAAAGU